CUCAGCCAUCAGUCAGUCAGUCAGUCAGUCUGUCUAGUGAUGCUUUUGCCUGUCAGUCGUCCAUUCGUAUGUUUGUACCCUCCAAUGGCGUGCUGGAGAGCAGGGAAGAAAGCCAUGCACAGAACAUGGCUGCGAGUGGGGUGGUUUGGCAAUGGACGGGCACUGAUGUGCACCGGUGCCAGUCGGUGUGAUGUGUGGAACUGACUGAACACACCCAUAUGGUGGUCGCUGAAAGCUGAUAGAUACUCUCACAGUGACGCAUCGCUUCACGGCAACAAGAAGCUGUACAGACACGUGAGUGCGCCAAACACACACACACACACACACAAAAGAAGGCCGGCCGAAAAAAGGCCGAUGGGCACAAUGACGCGGCCUGCUCACUCCCAUCACACACAACAAACAAAUCGGCACCCACCCGUCCCACUCAGUUAACCACCGCACCCCACCACCCCCCAUUCAGUCUUUCACGAUUUGCCUCUGAAGACGUACUGGUGUAUAGUCAUCUUCUGCGGCAGGACGCCCCGCAUCCGGCCAAUCUCCGCAAACACGUCCUCGUGCAGGAACUGCUUCGAGUGCUUCUCGUACUUGCGGCUCAGCUUCUGGUGGUACUCCCGUCUCUGGCUCUUGUGCCUCUCGCUGAUGGCCUUGGCCCGCUCCCUCUGCUCCCGCUUCCUCUCGAACUCGUUGACGAUGCUGUCGAGGCAGAAGUAGUCCGCGAAGGCCAGCAGCUCAUCCUGCCGCUCGUCGCUCAUCUUCGGCAAAUUCUUGUAGUAGGCAAAAAAGUCCAGAGCGUCGAUCAGCCACCGCUGGCAGGGCAAGGUGAGGGAGCCGCGCAGGCCCUCGUCUGUGCCGAAGAGGUGCUUGUGGAGAGGGGAACGCUCAUGCGGGGAGAAGAUACUGCACACACACGCCACACACGAGCGCCUAUCCAUCCGACAACAGGAGAGUCUUCUCACCUCACCCAAAGUGCAGUCAGUACCUGCGCUGUACCCUCUUGGUUCCGUCUUCACACAAAAUGUCCACCUCGCCCUCCCUCAGCGGCCGGUCGCUGUCGUCACCGAGCGGCUCGGUAGUGUUGACGGGAUCCACUGCAGCCUCGCUGCCCUUGCGUCGCGGCUUGUCGUCUCUUUUGGAUGGCUGGAAGGGCACGACCUUGCCAGCCAUCCAGCCCCUUCCCUGGUAGUUCCUCCGCUGAGGAGACGCUUUGUCGCCGUCCUGUUCGGCCUCUUCCUCUUCCUCCUCUUCCUCCGCUGAGGAGUAGGCCAGGCUGAGGAUCUUGCGCUUCAUCUCCUCGUCCAUCGUCAUAGCCGUAGCCGGAGGCGUCGACACCACGAAGCAGGGCAGGUCACCACGUGCGCCGACAGGCCAAGAGCAGCGCGAAGGCUUUGUCAAGCCACCACUAAUAAAAAGACAGGUGUCCUCAAUCUCCACAUAGUAUACAGCAGCC
Messenger RNA from Vitrella brassicaformis, 1447 nucleotides. The record is from the annotation of a GenBank genome assembly. NCBI's taxonomy places the organism in Eukaryota, Vitrellaceae.